UUAUAAAAGCCAACCUUUUCUUUCGCUGGGUGCUCACAGUUCAUCACUACAGCCUCAGGAUGUUAAAGUUUGUGUUGCUGUUCCUGACCCUGUCAGGUCUCCAAGCUCGUCCAAUCGCAGCUCCUGGACAGCGAACGUUUUCGUCUGACCGUCUCCCAGAUGGCUUUAGACGGAGCGUCGAACACGCUGGCAUCCGUGAACGUGUUCCUGAUGGAUUCAGACAAGGAACAGAGCCGUCCAGGAAGUUCCUUGUUGACCUGAACACUGGACUUGUGAAGGAACACAUCAGUGAGAUGGAAAGGAGAGUUGUCCCUGUCGAUGUUCCAGCCCAGAGAAGAGGAGCAGGCUGGGUUCGAGUGGAGAAACGCUCAAUUGUUGAUGUUCCUGAAACUCUUAGACAAGAAAUUAAGUCCAGAAUGUCCAUCCCCAUUGGUUUUAGACAGGGAACCGAGCCAAAGAUGUCCAUCCCCGUAGGUUUUAGACAGGGAACCGAGCCAAAGAUGUCCCUCCCAGUUGCCUUCAGACAGGGAACCGAGCCAAAGAUGUCCAUCCCAGUUGCCUUCAGACAGGGAACCGAGCCAAAGAUGUCCAUCCCAGUUGCCUUCAGACAGGGAACCGAGCCAAAGAUGUCCAUCCCAGUUGCCUUCAGACAAGGAACCGAACCAGAAAUGUCCAAUCUAAUUGAGCUCAGAAAGGAAGCUCAGCAAAAUAUGCAGCGUCCAGUUGCUUUCAAACAGGCAACUAGGGUCCAGACCCAUAAAAUGGCUUGUAACGGGGAGAUCAUCAAUGGAAAAUGCUAUGAGUUCAACCCCAACUUGCUGUCCUACAAAGAUGCCCAAGCCUUUUGCAGAAAUCUGGCCCCCAAUGCUGAGCUUGUCUCUAUAACGAACAGAGACCUCCAUUCCCGACUGGUUUCCCUGGUGACCAAAGGAGGCGAGAACAAACCUGUGUUGACCUGGUUGGGAGGCAUUGUCAAGAACCAGCAGGCCUUGUGGGUCGACGGGUCAAAAUGGAGCUACAGCGACUGGAUGCCGGGACACCCCAACUUUCACGCCAACAAACCCGCCUGUGUCGAGAUGUUCAAGAUCGAUGAGAGCUGGUGGAGCGUGGUGGAUUGUGAACUGAAGAGGGCGUCCCUCUGCUCCUACCCAGUCACUGCCUAAAAAAAAAAAAAUCAAAGAAACAGGAAGUGAUGUCAGAUGGCGAAAGAGUUUCUCCAAAUCUGCUGUACUCCUCAGAUUGAGCUACUUACCACAUCAUGAUUGACUCUCCUUAAAUAAAACCAAGCAUACCACAAAAAAUGUAUUUCUUUUUGUUCUUUUUCAGCUUUAUUGUUUAAUGUAGCAAAAAAAUUGAUUAUGUUUUUCCAUAAAAUGAAAACAAAACUUCUUAAUUUAGACAAGACUUUAAUGAUCAUUUCCCACAUGUGUAUACAAAGCAGUUUGUACAGAUUAGGGAGCCAAGUUUAAACAAUUUUUAGUACCUAGAAAGUGCAAAAAGGACAUUUAAAAGACGCUGAAAUAAAAAUCAUGCUGUACAUUAUAUAUAUAUUUAUAUAUAUACUGUAUUCAUAAAUAAUCACAGAUAUACACACAUCCAUUUAGGUGACACUCACAGAGGAUGCAGCUAAGACACAAAAUAGUAUUUCUGAUUAUUAUUUAAGUCCAAUAUCACUGGUUCCCGUCGAGACUGCUGUGGUUGGACACGUGGAAUGCUGCGUAAAGUCGUAAAGUUUCAGGGAUAAAUGGCUUCAUGACGUUUCUAGCUCUAUUGUUGACACGACUGGCUUGAAGGCACUCCGUUUGUUGCAGUCGUGGAGCAGCUCAAACAGUGGCGAGAAU
Molecule: messenger RNA, 1841 nt
Organism: Poecilia latipinna (sailfin molly)
Lineage: Eukaryota; Metazoa; Chordata; Actinopteri; Cyprinodontiformes; Poeciliidae
Exons: 7
Coding region: 60-1163 (367 amino acids)
Source: RefSeq, a predicted model, not a curated record